CAAGUUCCUCCAGUUAUCAAUUAAGGUUAAUGCAUGCAUAACGUCCUCCGGCAACAAGACGGGGAGGGAGGACUCCCAACUACCAGCUUUCUUCCACCUCCCCAUCCACGCGAAACCCUUGGCAGCCUCCUCCCGCGGCGUUGGAGAAACCCCAAACCCGAGCUCCCUCGAUCUGAGAUUUCUCACCCCAUCCCCGUCAAGCGACUGCCGGAACCCUCGAAUCGGAGCCCUGCGCCGCGCUCAUCCGGCGAUGAUCCACCGGAAUCGCCUGCAUUCACGCCCUCGCGCUUGCCCUAGAGUAAUUGUCGCAGAUCGAGUCUCGCAUUGUUGAAUCUGAGGGAUUCGGUGUCGAGAUCUUGCCCGAUGGCAACGAGGAAUCGGACUCCGGUGUACCGGAAGUAUCGGGACGCCCUUCGGAGCGUACGGGUGCCGGCGGUCUCUCCUAUUCGGGCUUAUGCCGGCCCCUCGUCGUCUUCGGCCGGUGGCCCGGUGAUCGAAUUGGUGAGUACUUCGCUUCUUCAUCCGGAUCGGGCUUAUACUCCUCUCAGCACGGAAGACCCCGGCAAUUCCAGUAAAGGCCAACUUACAGUUGGUUUGCCUCCAGCUUGGGUGGAUGUUUCUGAAGAAAUAUCGGCAAAUAUACAACGUGCUCAGACAAAAAUGUCAGAGUUAGUCAAGGCUCAUGCCAAGGCUUUAAUGCCUUCUUUUGGAGAUGGAAAAGAGGAGCAACAUGCAAUUGAAGUUCUUACUCAAGAGAUCACUAAUUUGUUGAAGAGAUCAGAGAAGAGAUUAAAGAAACUUUCCUCCAAUGCUCCUUCUGAAGAUUCAAAUAUUCGGAAAAAUGUUCAGAGAUCACUUGCGACUAAUCUUCAGAACCUCUCCAUGGAGUUCCGUAAAAAGCAGUCUACUUAUUUGAAGCAUCUCCGACAGCAAAAGGAGGGUCAAGAUGGUUUGGAUUUAGAGAUGAAUAUCAAUGGAACUAGGUCUAAAUCAGAAGAUGAUGACUUUGUUGAUGUGGGAUUUAAUGAUCGUCAGAUGUCUCAACUGAGAAAAAGUGAGGCAUUCACAAGAGAGAGGGAGAGAGAGAUUGAACAGAUUGUGGAAUCAGUAAAUGAGCUUGCUCAGAUUAUGAAGGAUCUCUCUGUCCUAGUGAUAGAUCAGGGAACUAUCAUUGACCGGAUUGACUAUAAUGUUCAGAAUGUUGCAGCCACGGUGGAAGAGGGCUAUAAACAAUUGCAGAAGGCAGAAAGAACGCAGAGGACAGGGUUUAUGGUGAAGUGUGCAACCAUACUCAUCAUAUUGUGCUUCAUCAUGCUAGUCCUUCUGAUUCUUAAGGAGAUAUUAUUUUGACCCAGAAUGACAGCGAUGCCUGUCUGGAUGGGCCAUCUCCAAUGGAGUUGUCGACGUACCUCCCCCCCAUUAAAGUUUUACAUGGUCAUAUUGAUGCAUUUGCAUGACAAUAUCAGAGCUAUCUUUUGAACCCUGGAGCCGCAGCUGUUGGACCAAGUAGCAUCCAAGUUGAAGGAAGCAGAGUGUGAAGCUCUACCGAGGAAGUACAGCAGGCUUUUGUGCGUCCUUCGACAUGUGGAUUCUAAGUUCGCAGUGACCUCCAUCAAAAUCAAAUUUUCUUUUUAAUUCUUUAUUUUUUGGGGGAAGAAAUACUGAACUCUUUCGGUAUUUCUUGAUUAUACGUUUUUUUUAAAAUAAAAGCACCAUCUUGGCUA
Molecule: messenger RNA, 1724 nt
Organism: Elaeis guineensis (African oil palm)
Lineage: Eukaryota; Viridiplantae; Streptophyta; Magnoliopsida; Arecales; Arecaceae
Product: tlg2p-like protein a
Biological process (GO): vesicle fusion; vesicle-mediated transport; intracellular protein transport
Cellular component (GO): endomembrane system; SNARE complex; membrane
Molecular function (GO): SNAP receptor activity; SNARE binding
Source: RefSeq, a predicted model, not a curated record